Messenger RNA from Spinacia oleracea (spinach), 1700 nucleotides. RefSeq lists its product as uncharacterized. The transcript has 5 exons. Lineage: Eukaryota; Viridiplantae; Streptophyta; Magnoliopsida; Caryophyllales; Amaranthaceae. Gene Ontology annotation, molecular function: calcium ion binding. The record is from RefSeq and is a predicted model, not a curated record. Bases 336 to 1442 code for a protein of 368 amino acids.
UAAACACACUUUUGCCUCUUUCUCUCUCUCUUCCGCCUGUCUCUGUUCACCAUUAAAACACAUUCGUAGUACCAUAAAAGCGGUGUAAGAGCAACACGAGAAAUCACUGAGAGUUUCGCCAAAAUUCACAAGUCACACACUCUAAAGUUAGCUUUUUCAUUCAUCAUUUAUUAAAAAAACAGUUCUGCAAAUUGCGUAAUUACUCAUAAAUUUAAUUAUUUUCCUAAAAAAAAAACUAAAAUCUGGGUUUUUCUGGGUUUUCUCUUAAAAUUUGUGGGUGUGAAUUUAAUUUUUAGAAUUAAUUAAAAAUAAUAAAAAAAAAGUUUGAUAAAGAAAUGGAUGGGAAGAAAAAGGGGUUGGAAGGAGGACAGGUAAUGGACGGUUCAGAUAUAAUGGAGUUGGUUGAAAAUAAGGAGGUGUUGAGUAAAUAUGUGGAUGAUAAGUUCAAAAAAUUAGAUAGUGAUAAUGAUGGUAAAUUGUCAGUGAAAGAACUUCAACCUGCUGUUGCUGAUAUUGGUCUUGCUCUUGGUCUUCCUCCUAAAGGCUCUUCUCCUGACUCUGAUCACAUCUAUUCUGAGGUUCUGAAUGAAUUCACUCAUGGUACGGAGGAGAAAGUAAGCAAGAGCGAGUUUAAAGAAGUUCUAUCGGACAUCCUUAUAGGCAUGGCUGCAGGACUAAAGCGGGACCCCAUUGUUAUCCUCCGCAUUGAUGGUGAAGAACUUCAAGAAUAUAUGAGUAAUCCUGUUUUUGAGACGGACAUGAUGUUAAUUUUCUCUGAGACUGCAACUCCAGAUGGAACUUUCUGUGAUCAAAUUGUCAAGGCUUUGCAAAAACUUGGUGUUGAUCAAGGGUUGCCCCCUAUAUCAGAUUCUUGGGUUAUGAGCAAUAUUGUGGAACCGUCUUUGGAGUCGUGUACUCGGGAUUGUAAUGAUGAUGAGCAACUGGUAUCAGCUCAGGAGGCUUUCCUGAAGGAAGUGAAGAAAGUACUUGAGAAUAUAGUUGAGCGUCUUAGAGAGCAACCUGUGAUUGUUGCACACACUGAGAACACCUACGAUGGAAGUGCUAUCAAGAACCUUGUAGCUAAUAAGUUUGAAACAGACAAGGUACUGAAUGCUGUGCUGGAAACCUUACCUAGAGAUAAGAAUGGAAGAAUGUCAAAGGAGUGUCUUCGAUUGGCAUUAGAUUCAUUGGCUCCGUCUGCUGGUUUACCCCCUUAUGGCGCGGUUGCUGAGAUGGACAAGGUAAUUAACGAAGUGUUUAAGAUGGUGGAUGCUGAUGACGGGAAGUUCGUAAAAGAAGACGAGUUCAAGAAGCUGUUGCUGGAAAUCAUAGGGAGUAUCAUGUUACAACUAGAAGGUAACCCUGUUUCGGUUUCUACUAACUCGGUUGUCCACGAGCCCCUUGCCGAUCCUUCUUCGUUUUUGCAGACAUCGGCCUCAUGAUCUUAACCCGUGUCACUUGAUAUUGCAUAUAUAAGUAAUAAACGAAAGCCUAAAUCCUAAUCGCGUCUGAAAUCACUCGUGUAUUAUAAGCAAUUUCAGCUAAAGAUGUUAGCAAAUCUUGUGUUGUUCUUAUGUUUUGUAUUCAAUGUAGCUUUUCUACUUCAGUCAUGUAUUGCUUGUACCGAAAAGAGCUUUGCAUAGUGUUUUAUGCUUGAUCACAGCAAUUUAGUGUUAAUUGAUGCAUUUUGUUAUGUAUUA